Messenger RNA from Trichoderma atroviride IMI 206040, 894 nucleotides. The record is from RefSeq and is a predicted model, not a curated record. Lineage: Eukaryota; Fungi; Ascomycota; Sordariomycetes; Hypocreales; Hypocreaceae.
AUGGCAGACAUUAAAGAAAAUGCAAAAUCAGCUGGAAAGAGCCCGGCAUUCAAGUUCUUGACCUUCUUGGUUGGUUUCCAAGAUGUCGCAGAUCAUGCAGCAACAUCUCCGCUUCUUGGGAAAAUAAGGUCAUUAGUGCCAGAGGCCCACAUCGUCCAUCACAGCAUUUACAGUCAAGGUCCAAACUCGGCCCCCCAGCAAGAUGAUGUUCAUCAAGAAGAUGAUUUUUCUGAUGGUAACAAUGGCGUUGUGAAAAGAUCAAGCCUUGAACAUACAAUGGAGCUUUACGAUCUUAUCUCGCCUGCUUGGAUUGAAAAAGAAGCCUUAAACCUCCUCAUCUGCAUCCGCGAAGCAAGCACUCAGAAGGGCGCCAAACGCAGUUUUCCAGUACUGCUUGCAGGCUAUGGGUUUGGGGGCGUCAUUAUGAAGCAUGCUAUGGUCAUUGCCAAUUCUACUCCAAGCUUUUACGAUGUUGCAAUCAGAGUUAAUAGCCUCGUCUUUGUUUAUACACCAGGACCUCUUAGGCAAAGAACAAAGUGGGAAAAUGAUCUCAUCGAGAUGUUGAACAUAACACAAAAAGACUACCAUGGCAGAUUGUCCCAAAUCUUCCAGAGUCUUGUUGACUUCGUGUUUCAAUUGACCUAUGUAUUUCAUCGAUUCACUGGGAAAUACCAGAUCACUCACUGGGUCAAAAGCACUAGCGAGGGCGAGUUAUACACAAACAACUAUCCGCACUAUUUAGAGAAAGUGGUAUCUUUGUCUUCGGAUGGCACGAACGAUAUAUUGAGGUGCGCGAUAGAAAAUCUGGCUCAGCUUGAACUACUCAGAGACUCUUUUGCGCCUCAUAACUUAUUACUGGAUCAGUCGAAUGGUAAUUCAGCGCUUCAAUUUUAG